AUUUUAGCAACACUAUUGAGAUAACACGUAGUUUCACGAGUAUUUUACUUCUAGUAUUAAAUAUCAAAAGAAAAAUAUCAACGUAUCUGACGAUCUCGUUCUACAUGUGCGUUUUGUCCGCAUGUCUGCCAACUAGAGAAACUUAAAAACUGGCGGGAAAUUUCGCAAUUCAAAUUUUUCGCAGGAUGUCGAAACCGAUAGUGUUCGUAACCGGAAAUGCGAGGAAACUCGAGGAAUUUGUGGCUAUACUAGGUUCGAAUUUCCCACGAGAGAUAACGAGUAAAAAGAUCGAUCUUCCGGAGUAUCAAGGAGAGAUGGACGAUAUUUGUCGCAACAAAUGUCGAGCAGCGGCGGAAUUAAUAAAAGGCCCGGUUAUCGUAGAAGAUACAUCCUUGUGUUUCAACGCGCUGAACGGCUUACCUGGUCCGUAUAUUAAAUGGUUCUUAGAUAAAAUAGAUAUAGAGGGACUUCACCGAAUGCUUCACGGUUGGGACGACAAGAGUGCAGAAGCGGUGUGCACUUUUGCCUACUGCGCUGGAGAACCCACAGAUCCGGUUCUGUUGUUUCAAGGAAGAACUCAAGGAACGAUCGUGUCCCCUCGUGGACCACGAGACUUCGGCUUCGACGCUUGCUUCCAGCCAUUGGACCACGAUAAAACGUACGCAGAGUUACCGAAAGAAAUGAAGAAUAGAAUAUCUCAUCGUAGCAGAGCGCUGGAAAAAUUAAAGGAACAUUUUAUGAAAGAUGUUGAAUAAUCGGUAAAAUGGCUCCUCCUG
Molecule: messenger RNA, 776 nt
Organism: Habropoda laboriosa
Lineage: Eukaryota; Metazoa; Arthropoda; Insecta; Hymenoptera; Apidae
Product: inosine triphosphate pyrophosphatase
Exons: 2
Coding region: 186-755 (189 amino acids)
Biological process (GO): nucleoside triphosphate catabolic process
Cellular component (GO): cytoplasm
Molecular function (GO): nucleoside triphosphate diphosphatase activity
Source: RefSeq, a predicted model, not a curated record